AUGCCGGCGAUUGGAGAAAUGCUGGCGAGAAUUCCACCAGUCUCGCGAUAUUGGAUGCUUUCAAUUCUUGCCAUUGCUUGUGCAGUUCAAAUACACGUCGUCAAUCCCUACCAACUUUACUUUAGCUUCAAAACUGCAUUUGUAACGUCAUUUCAGCCAUGGCGGCUCGUCACAACAUUCUUGUAUCAUGGACCAUUAGGAUAUGAGCUGUUGUUAUACUUUCUGUGGUUUUUCCGAUACGGUCGAUGGCUCGAACAGACUUUUUUCGCAAAUAAGCCAGCAGAGUAUCUUAUGUUGCUCCUCGUCUCUGCCUUCCUCAUUAUUAUUAUUGCACCUCCGUUUGCGUUACCAUUCCUACAGCCUUCUUUAGCAUUCUCGUUGAUAUACAUAUGGAGUCGAAAGAACCCACACGAACAAGUCGCGCUCUUCUGGAUUAUCCAACUUCCUGCGCCUUACCUACCCAUAGCCAUGAUCAUCAUCUCCGGUCUCUUGGCCGGAAGCAUGCGUUCGCUCGGCGCCGAUAUCGUUGGGUGCAUUGUGGGACACAUAGUCUGGUUCUUGAUGGAGGUCUGGCCGCUCGAAAUGAGCUCUGGUGGUGGUUGGUCGCCGUUGAAACCCCCACAAGCCUUGAAGAAUCUAUUAGGAGAUUUAUGA
Molecule: messenger RNA, 654 nt
Organism: Serendipita indica DSM 11827
Lineage: Eukaryota; Fungi; Basidiomycota; Agaricomycetes; Sebacinales; Serendipitaceae
Source: the annotation of a GenBank genome assembly